Molecule: messenger RNA, 5464 nt
Organism: Choloepus didactylus (southern two-toed sloth)
Lineage: Eukaryota; Metazoa; Chordata; Mammalia; Pilosa; Megalonychidae
Gene: LAMB4
Product: laminin subunit beta 4
Biological process (GO): axon guidance
Cellular component (GO): basement membrane
Molecular function (GO): extracellular matrix structural constituent
Source: RefSeq, a predicted model, not a curated record
AUGCCAUUUCAUCUGAUCCUAUUUUUGCACCUUGGAUUGCUCAGUUACUUGAAUGCUCAAGAUGAAUGCAGUGGGGGUGCUUGCCAUCCUACCACUGGCAAUCUCCUGGUGGGGCGCAACGCUCAGCUGACGGCUUCUUCUACCUGUGGGCUGGACCGAGCCCAGAGAUAUUGCAUCCUCAGCUACCUGGAGAGGGAACAAAAAUGCUUUGUCUGUGAUUCCAGAUUUCCAUAUGAUCCAUAUGCCCAACCCAACAGUCACACCAUUGAGAAUGUAAUUUCAAGUUUUGAACCAGCCAGAGAAAAGAAAUGGUGGCAAUCUGAAAAUGGUCUUGAUCAUGUCAGCAUCAGAUUGGAUCUAGAAGCAUUAUUUCAGUUCAGCCAUCUUAUAUUGACCUUCAAGACUUUUCGGCCUGCUGCAAUGUUGGUUGAACGUUCCACAGACUACGGGCACACCUGGAAAGUUAUCAAAUAUUUUGCAAAAGACUGUGCCACUUCCUUUCCUGACAUCACAUCUGGCCAGGCCCAGGGAGUCGGAGACCUUGUUUGCGACUCCAAAUAUUCGGAUAUUGAACCCUCAACUGGUGGUGAGGUUGUUCUAAAAGUUUUGGAUCCCAGCUUUGAAAUAGAAAACCCUUACAGUCCCUACAUCCAGGAUCUUGUGACACUGACAAAUCUGAGGAUAAACUUUACCAAACUCCAUACCCUUGGAGACACUUUGCUUGGAAGGAGACAAAAUGAUUCCCUUGAUAAAUACUACUAUGCUCUGUAUGAGAUGGUUGUUCAGGGAAGCUGUUUUUGCAAUGGCCAUGCUACUGAAUGUGGCCCAGUGCAGAAGGUGCGGGGAGAUGUUUUCAGCCCUCCUGGAAUGGUUCACGGUCAGUGUAUCUGCCAGCACAAUACAGACGGCCCGAACUGUGAGAGAUGCAAGGACUUCUUCCAGGACGCUCCUUGGAGGCCAGCUGAAGGCCUCCAGGAUGGCACUUGCAGAUCGUGUACCUGUAACGGCCACUCCGAGCGCUGUCACUUCGACAUGACCGCGUACUUGGACAGCGGCGGCCUCAGCGGGGGCGUGUGCGACAACUGCCAGCACAACACGGAGGGCCAACACUGCGAGGCCUGCAGGCCCUUCUUCUACAGGGACCCCCUCAAGGCCAUCUCGGAUCCCUACGCCUGCAUUCCUUGUGAAUGUGACCCUGACGGGACUGUGUCUGGUGGCAUUUGUGUGAGCCACUCUGAUCCUGCCUUGGGGUAUGUGGCUGGUCAGUGCCUGUGUAAGGAGAACGUGGAAGGAGCCAAGUGCCACCAGUGCAAGCCCAAUCACUAUGGACUGAACGCCACGGAUCCCCUGGGCUGUCAGCCCUGUGACUGUAACCCCCUUGGGAGUGUGACAUUCUCAACCUGUGACGUGGAUACAGGCCAAUGUUUAUGCCAGUCAUUUGCCACCGGGCCACGCUGUGAAAAAUGCACUGUUGGAUACUGGGGACUAGGAAAUCAUCUCCACGAAUGUUCUCCCUGUGACUGUGAUAUCGGAGGUGCUUAUUCUAAUGUGUGCUCUCCUGAGGAUGGGCAGUGUGAAUGUCGCCCCCACAUCUCUGGUCGCAGCUGCACGGAACCAGCCCCUGGGUACUUCUUUGCUCCUUUGAAUUUCUAUCUCUAUGAGGCUGAGGAGGCCACACCCCUCCAGGGACUUGCACCUUUGGGUGCAGCAACUUUCGGCCAGGCUCCUGCUGUUCACAUUGUUUUCCGAGAGCCAGUUCCUGGGAACCCUGUUACAUGGACUGGACAUGGAUUUGCCAGGGUUGUCCCUGGGGCCGGCUUGAGAUUUACCGUCAACAACAUUCCCUUUCCCAUGGACUUCACCGUAGCCAUUCACUAUGAAACUCAGUCGGCAGCUGAGUGGACUGUCCAGAUCGUGGUUAACCCCACCGGAGGGAGUGGACACUGCACACCCAAGACCCUAAAGCCGCAGUCUUUUGCCUUACCAGCAGCUGCCAGAAUUGUGCUGCUUCCCACACCCAUCUGUUUAGAACCUGACAUACAAUAUUCCAUAGAUGUCUAUUUUUUUCAGCCUUUGGAAGGACAGUCCCAUGCUCAUUCACAUAUCCUGGUGGAUUCUCUUGGUCUUAUUCCCCAAAUCAAUUCAUUGGAGAAUUUCUGCAGCAAGCAGGACUUGCAUAAGUAUCAGCUGUACAACUGUGUUGAAAUUGCCUCUGAAACAGGACCUCAAGUUCUUCCUGAUACAUGUGAGAGACUUAUAGUCAGCAUGUCCGCCAUGCUCCACCAUGGGGCACUCUAACCGCCUUCCUUCUGCAAGUGUCACCCACAGGGCUCAGUCGGGCCCGGCUGCAGCCGGCUUGGAGGCCAGUGCCAGUGUAGACCCGGCGUGGUCGGGCGCUGCUGUGACAGGUGCUCAGCAGGAAGCUACGGCUUGGGGCAGCAUGGUUGUCACUCGUGUCACUGCCACCCUCAAGGCUCAAAGAACACUUUAUGUGACCAAAUAACCGGACAGUGCUCCUGCCACGGAGAGGUGGCCGGCCGCCGCUGUGAUCGGUGCCUGGCAGGCUAUUUUGGAUUUCCCAACUGCCGUCCUUGCCCUUGUAAUGGGUUUGCUGAACUUUGUGACCCAGAGACAGGGUCAUGCUUCAAUUGUGGAAGUUUUACAACUGGAAAAAACUGUGAAAGGUGCAUUGAUGGUUACUUUGGAAAUCCUUCUUCUGGACAACCCUGUCGUCCUUGCCCGUGUCCAGAUGUUCCCUCAAGCAGUCGGUAUUUUGCCGGUUCCUGUUAUCAGCAUCCUUGGAGCUCAGAUGUAAUCUGUAAUUGUCUUCAAGGUUAUGCAGGUAUCCACUGUGGUGAAUGCUCUCCUGGUUUCUAUGGAAAUCCAAGAAUUUCAGGAGCUCCUUGUCGUCCAUGUGCCUGUAAUAACAACAUAGACUUAACUGACCCGGAGUCCUGCAGCUGGGUAACGGGCGAGUGCCUGAGAUGCCUGCACAACACUCAGGGGCGGAACUGCCAGCUCUGCAAACCAGGUCACUUUGGAUCAGCCCUCAAUCAGACCUGCAGAAGAUGCUCCGGCCAUCCUUCCAGCGUGAUUCCCACUGAGUGUCGCCCUGGCAGGGGAGCUUGCCUCUGUGACCUUGCCACUGGCCCAUGCCCUUGUCUGCCAGAGGCUCAGCCCUGGCCUGUGACCUGUUGUGCUCAUGGACACUGGAAUGUGGAGUGUCAGUUAUGCAGCUGUGACCCUCGAACCUCUCAAAGUAGCCACUGUGACCAGUUUACAGGCCAAUGUCUGUGUAAAUCAGGCUAUGGUGGGAAACACUGCAAUGAGUGCAAGGAAAAUUAUGGUGAUCCACCAGGGCAAUGCAUUUCAUGUGACUGCAACCGAGAAGGUACCCAGGAGCCCGUGUGUGACCGGGACACGGGCGUGUGCCUCUGCAGGAUGGGUGUCGGUGGCCAGCGAUGUGACCGCUGCAUCCGGGGUCACGGCCGGGAAUUCCCUUCUUGUCUUCCGUGUCACUUGUGCUUUGAUCAAUGGGAUCACACCAUUUCUUCCCUCUCCAAAGCGGUGCAAGGGUUGAUUAGGCUGGCUGCUAACAUGGAAGAUAAAAGAGAAAUCCUGCCUGUCUGUGAAGCAGACUUCAAAGGCCUUGGGGAGCACAUGUCUGAAAUAGAAGGGAUUUUGAGACAUCCUGUUUUCUCAUCUGAGGAGUUCUUAAAAGUCAAGGAUUAUCAUGACUCUGUCUGGAAACAAACCAUGCAGCUAAGUGAGCAAAUGAAAACAGUAUAUGAAUUUCAAAAUCUGAAACAAACAAUAGAAAGAAUAAGGAAUGAAGCAGACCUCUUGGAUGAAGACUUUCAGAAAGAAAUUCAUUUGCACUCCAAUGCCCAUAAUGCAAGCAUCAUGGAUUACUCAGAGAACAUCAAGAAGUAUUAUCAGAUAUCAUCAUCUGCUGAAAAGAAAUCAAAUGAAGCUACUUCCAUCAUAAAUAACUCUGAAAAUACCAGGAAUGACUUACUUACCAUCUUAGAUACACUAACAGCAAAAGGAAACAUGUCUUUGGAAAAAUUAAAGCAGAUUGAGAUACCAAAUAUCCAAAUGUUGAAUGAAAAGGUGUGUGGAGGACCAGGGAAUGUGCUGUGUGAGCUCGUGCACAGUAGGGGAGUGCUCUGCACAGACCCUGAGGGGCACAGACACUGUGGGGGCCCAGACUGUUGGGGCACCCUGGCCCUCUCAACGAACGCCCUCCAGAAGGCCCAAGAAGCAGAAUCUGCAAUUCCUAAUUUGGACAACCAGACUGCAGAGUUCAAGAAUCAGAUGAACAAUAUAAAAAACAUAAGAAAAUUGGCAGAAGUCUCUGCAACUAAUGCCUUACAACUAAGUGAGAAACUAGGGGAUAUGAAAAACCGAAGUGAAUCUAAAGAAGAAAAAAUGAAUCUUUUAAUCAAAAAAAUGAAGAACUUCUUAUUAGAGGAAAAUGCGCCUCCGGAGGACAUAGAGAAGCUUGCAAACCAUGUAUUUGAAAUCUACCUACCAAUUACUUCACAAAAUCUAACCAAAGAACUUGACAAAAUAAGGAAACUUAUGCAACUCUGUGAGGACUACAGGACAGAUGAAAACAGGCUAAAUAAAACAGCAGAUGGAGCCCAGAAGCUUUUGGUGAAGGCAAAAUUAGCUGAGAAAGCAGCAAAUGUUCUAGUAAAUCUUGACAAAUUGUUGAACAAGUUGCAACUAGUUCAAAUCACUCAAGGAGGGGCAAAUUCUACCAUCACACAGCUGACUGCUGAGAGAGCAAAAAUAAAAAAGAACACACUGCAGGCUGAAAGUCAAGUCAAGGAGGCUAAGAAGGAGCUGGACCUAGCUAACGAACAGUCAGAGCUGGAGGAUGGGCUUUCCCUGCUUCAGAUCAAAUUGCAAAAGAAUCGAGACCAAGCAAUUAGUGCAAAAGCUCAGGCUGAAUCUGCCCAACGCCAGGCUGGGGAAGUUGAGAAGGAGUUUGUUGAGCUAAAAAACCAAUAUGCUAUUCUUCAACAUAAGACAAGCACUACAGGACUGACAAAGGAAACUUUAAGAAGAGUGAAACAGCUAAAAGUUGUGGCAGAAAAAUUGGCUGGAGAUACAGAGGACAAGAUCAGAAGAAUAACAGAUUUAGAAAAGAAGAUCCGAGAUUUGAAUCUAAGUAAACAAGAAAAAGCUGAUCAGCUGAAACAGUUGGAAGAUCAGGUCAUUGCCAUUAAAGAUGAAAUUAUUGAGCAAGAAAAUAAAUACGCUACCUGCUAUAGUUAAGCAGAGUUAAGUGCUGAAGACUGUGCCUCCCUUACUGACUUCUGAUGUGCAAACACGCAGGGCUGUGCUGAACUUGUGGAACACAAACCGCCCAUCUCUUCUACCUUCCAUUCCACACACCUUCUCCUUGCUGCAGAUCAGCUCAGUGUGGCUGGAAGGCAGAACUGGGGUCAGGGAA